This is a messenger RNA of Kluyveromyces lactis, 1350 nucleotides long. RefSeq names its product nicotinamide-nucleotide adenylyltransferase NMA2 (gene NMA2). Gene Ontology annotation, molecular function: nicotinate-nucleotide adenylyltransferase activity; nicotinamide-nucleotide adenylyltransferase activity. Gene Ontology annotation, biological process: NAD+ biosynthetic process. The transcript has a single exon. Bases 1 to 1350 code for a protein of 449 amino acids. The record is from RefSeq and is a predicted model, not a curated record. NCBI's taxonomy places the organism in Eukaryota, Fungi, Ascomycota, Saccharomycetes, Saccharomycetales, Saccharomycetaceae.
AUGGACCCUACCAGGGAUCCCAAUUUCAAGUCCCCUCAGGAACUAGACAGUGAGGCACUUCAAUCAAGCACCGAUAUUCCAAAAAUCGGUCCUAUUAUCCCAUAUGUGCUAGCUGAUUACAAUACAGCUAUAGAUAAACCGAUUCGUCCUCGUAAGUAUAAGAAAAAUGCCAUUAAACGGAAAUUGGCUUCUUCGAUGACUUCUACCAGUGACGAUUCCAACGAACAGCAGCAUCUGUCAGCAAAUUCGAACAAUGGGUUCAUCCCGUUGAAACAGAGGGAACUACAGCCGGUGUCAGCUGAAACGAGUGGUGAUUCUGAAUCUGAAUCUGAAUCUCCUGCAGAACCGGCGAACGUAGAUUUGGAUAUAGAUCCAAAUCCAGAAUCGGAUGAAGUUAUGGCUUCGGCUCCAGUGGCUCAUGCAUCCGGUUCGGUCUCUGGUCCAUCUGGGAUGGCAGCAGCUGCUGCAGCUGCUGCAUCCCUCGACCAAGAGAUUACUUCGAGAAUUCACAAGUUCCAAAUCGCUGAUUUGGAAGAAGUGCCUCAUGGGAUUGUGCGUCAGGCCAACAACUGGAAGGAUUAUCAAUUCCCGGCUCAUAGACUGAAACAAAGGUUAAGAAACUCAAAUAAAUUGCCCUUGGUCAUUGUUGCUUGUGGAUCGUUCUCUCCAAUCACGUACCUUCAUUUGAGAAUGUUUGAGAUGGCAUUGGAUGCAAUUUCUGAACAGACCAGAUUUGAAGUCAUCGGUGGGUACUACAGUCCCGUAAGUGACAACUAUAAGAAACCGGGAUUGGCACCAGCUCACCAUAGAGUGCGUAUGUGUGAAUUGGGCUGUGAAAGAACUUCUUCAUGGCUCAUGGUUGAUGCUUGGGAAUCGUUACAACCAACUUACACUAGAACGGCAAUGGUGUUGGACCAUUUCAACGAAGAAAUUAAUGUGAAACGGAAAGGUGUCAUCAAAAAUGACGCCGGAGAAAGAAUGGGUGUUAAGAUCAUGCUUCUUGCCGGUGGUGAUUUGAUAGAAUCCAUGGGCGAACCUAACGUCUGGGCAGAUUAUGAUUUACAUCAUAUUUUGGGUAAUUACGGCUGUCUCAUCGUGGAAAGAACAGGUUCAGAUGUUCGUUCGUUCUUGUUGUCUCACGAUAUCAUGUACGAACACAGAAGGAAUAUCCUUGUCAUUAAACAGUUGAUCUAUAAUGAUAUCUCUUCCACCAAGGUAAGGUUAUUCAUCCGACGGAGAAUGUCGGUUCAGUAUUUACUGCCAAAUUCUGUCAUCAGAUAUAUUCAAGAGCAUGGCUUGUACGUAAACCAAACUGAACCAGUGAAACAAGUUAUCGGUAACAAGGAUUGA